ACAACAAACAAACAAAGAAAAAAAAUCAUUUAAAAAAACUGCAACAUUAACAAGCCAAAUUAAACUUUAAACAAAAGUAACACGAACAGAGGAACAGGAACCGGAACACAAAGCCAAAAUUUCAAAGGAAAAUUGUUGAAAACCUUGAUGCGACAGCCAAAGUUAUAUUUUGAAGUACAGCAUUUACAUGUGCAACAAUAGCAACAACAACAACAACAGAAAUAACCAUCAACAACAGCAAGCAUACGUACAGCAUAGAGCAUAGAAUUAUUCAUUGCAACUAGUUAACAAAUAAAAUUUCAUUAAAAUUAAAACUCACCAACAAUUUGCAAUAGCAACUUUUUACAAACACACAACGAGCAGCAACAGUUCGUCUACUGCAACAACACAUUCAACACAUUUUUCUCAACUUGCACACUUCCUCUAACUCGGCAAUUGAUCCUGCUGCAUUACUUUGUAGCAACGUAGCAACGUAGCAACGUACCAACGUAACAUCGGAGCAGCAACAACAUUUAACCACGCCGAAUUAUAAAUCAGCAACAAAAUUGGUAACAACGUCCUUGUAAACAGGCAACGACGUGCAACUGAAGCAAAUAAUCAGCAACGCAAAUUACAGCAGCAACAGCAUUAUCAGCAACAACUUUAAUGCCAGCAUAACAGCAACAAGUUGACAUAGCAGCACAGUUGCUAUAUGCCAUCUAUAUAAUCUAUCUUAUAGAUAGAUACGCAACAGUUCAGUUACACAACGUUUAGUGUGUAGAUAUUAUUUUGUGUAGUGGAAUCAAUCUAAAUGAAUUUGCUGUGCUGUUGCUGCUGUACCAUGGCACCAAAUACACGGGUAACACGUAAAUGGGAGCUCUUUGCUGGACGCAAUAAAUUCUAUUGUGAUGGUCUGUUGAUGUCCGCACCGCAUACGGGCGUUUUCUAUUUAACGUGCAUCCUCAUAACUGGCACAAGUGCGCUAUUCUUUGCCUUCGACUGUCCUUUUCUCGCCACACGCAUCAAUCCUGUCAUACCAAUUGUUGGUGCAGUCUUAUAUUUUUUCACAAUGAGUUCCUUGCUACGAACAACCUUCACAGAUCCUGGUGUUAUACCUCGCGCAUCUUACGAUGAAGCGGCGUAUAUAGAAAAACAAAUCGAAGUGCCAAAUUCACUAAACAGCCCCACAUAUCGACCUCCACCACGUACAAAAGAGGUCCUCGUCAAAGGACAAACUGUGAAAUUAAAAUAUUGUUUUACGUGUAAGAUAUUUAGACCGCCACGUGCAUCACAUUGCAGUCUAUGUGAUAAUUGUGUGGAUCGCUUUGAUCAUCAUUGUCCUUGGGUGGGAAAUUGCGUUGGAAAACGUAAUUAUCGCUUCUUUUAUUUGUUUCUAGUCUCAUUGGCAUUUUUAGCUGUAUUCAUAUUUUCAUGCUCUGUGACGCAUUUAGUUUUAUUAAUGAAAACAGAACAGGAAGUCUUCGAAGUGAUUAAGAAGGCACCAUUCACUGUGAUUGUUGUGUUUAUAUGUUUCUUUUCAAUUUGGUCUGUGAUCGGUUUAGCAGGUUUUCAUACAUAUUUAACAACAAGCGAUCAGACAACAAAUGAAGAUCUCAAGGGUUCAUUUUCCUCAAAAGGUGGACAGCGUUCAGUCAAUCCGUAUUCACGUGGCAAUAUAUGUCUAAAUUGUUGUCACAUAUUAUGUGGCCCAAUGACGCCUUCUUUAAUAGAUAGGCGUGGCAUUGCUACCGACGAAUAUAUCUUACAAAUGCAGCAGCAUUCAAGUCCACGUCAUCCGUUAAGUGAUGUUAUGAGUGCUACACAUGUAGGCAGCGCAAUGGUUACCUCACAGCCAAUGUUAGGUGGAAUCGGCAGUGCCGUUGGCGAUCUCAAACCACGUCUUUAUGACGAGUCAAAUCCAUCCUCAUCUUCGUUAGGCACCACUGGUGGAGUCUAUAGACCGCGCAGUUAUGAUAAUUUACAAAACGGUAAGUCACAGCAACACCAAAAAUGCUCAUUACAAACAUUAUUACCACCCACACAUCAACACAAAUACCAUAAACAACCAGAACGACAAAUACUUCAUGAACCGCACAGUGCGAUAGCCACACCACAACUUGUACAUUCACCAGCAACAUCAUCGUAUCGUUUAAAUCUCAAAAGAUCACUACAUUUACCACUUUCACCUUCGUUCGAUGUGCGUAAUUCACCGCUACCUUUACUGCACCAUCAUGCUGUACAUGCGCAACACAUUGCCGCCAAGCUACAAUCGGCAGCGGCUAUAACUACGACUACAGUGACGCCGACAGUGCCAACAACAACAGCAGCACCACCGCCAUUAACACCAAGACGUCCCUCAACACUACAACUGCAGUCAACAGCCGCCAUAUCCGGUAGCACCACUACGCUGACGACAAUACACACAAUUGCACCACAACCACCUGCGCCAAACGAUUUUAAAUACUUCUCACCACAGCGCAGAACCGAUUCGAAUUUAAUGACACGCGAACGUAAUCCAUUCCCAUUCCAUAAGGCACGCGGUGUACGUCGCCAAUCAACACAGUCUGUCGACUCGCAAACAAUCACUGUGGGCGGUUAUCAACCGCUGCCGAUGCGACCACGCUACAAACAUCAAGAGGUACUCUUCGAACUUAAAUCACCAACAAAUCGACUGACAAUUCGUGAAUGUGAUUUCGGUGGUGGCGGCGAACCCUGUGACGACGAUCAAUCCAUUAAAGAUAGUCAGAUUUUCCGUGUUAGUAAACGAAAUCUUUAUAUGAAUCACCGAUCGCCGUGGAAGGAACGCGAUCGUUACUCCAAUCUCUAUGAGUAUUCAUUCAAUAUUGAUUUGAAUUCAAUCAUUGAAGAUGCAGCGGGCAGUGAUUCGUCAUAGUACGAAGCUUCUAUCACAAUUGUUACUUGCGUUGCCAAUGCUGUCACCUACUACUC
This is a messenger RNA of Teleopsis dalmanni, 2928 nucleotides long. It is a transcript of the gene app, whose product is annotated as palmitoyltransferase app. The record is from RefSeq and is a predicted model, not a curated record. Gene Ontology annotation, cellular component: Golgi apparatus; endoplasmic reticulum. Bases 791 to 2872 code for a protein of 693 amino acids. Gene Ontology annotation, biological process: peptidyl-L-cysteine S-palmitoylation; protein targeting to membrane. Gene Ontology annotation, molecular function: protein-cysteine S-palmitoyltransferase activity. NCBI's taxonomy places the organism in Eukaryota, Metazoa, Arthropoda, Insecta, Diptera, Diopsidae. The transcript has 8 exons.